Messenger RNA from Leishmania major strain Friedlin, 1296 nucleotides. Its product is annotated as putative mitogen-activated protein kinase. Gene Ontology annotation, biological process: intracellular signal transduction; protein phosphorylation. The coding region runs from base 1 to 1296 and encodes 431 amino acids. Gene Ontology annotation, cellular component: nucleus; cytoplasm. Gene Ontology annotation, molecular function: MAP kinase activity; ATP binding. The record is from RefSeq and is a predicted model, not a curated record. Lineage: Eukaryota; Euglenozoa; Kinetoplastea; Trypanosomatida; Trypanosomatidae. The transcript has a single exon.
AUGUCGGCGGAAAUUGAGUCGCAUAUUCUGAAGAAGUAUGAGAUUCAAGCACAGCUAGGACAGGGUGCCUACGGCAUCGUUUGGCGCGCCCUGGAGCGCAAACACAACCGCGUCGUUGCACUCAAGAAAAUUUACGACGCCUUCCAAAACUCGACCGAUGCGCAGCGCACCUUCCGCGAGAUCAUGUUUCUGCACCGGCUGCACCACCCGAACAUCAUCAAACUGCUGCACGUCCAUCGUGCCUUCAACGAUCGCGACAUAUACCUGGUCUUCGAAUACAUGGAGACCGACCUGCACGUGGUGAUUAGGGCAAACAUCUUGGAGGAAAUCCACAAACAGUUCAUCAUCUACCAGCUGCUCAAGACGAUGAAGUACCUGCAUUCUGCUGAGAUUCUUCAUCGUGACAUGAAACCAAGCAAUCUGCUGGUAAACAGCGACUGCACAAUGAAGGUGGCUGACUUCGGUCUCGCGCGCUCUAUCCUGUCCCUUGAGGGCGAGCAGGCGUCACGGCCGGUGCUAACGGACUACAUUGCGACACGGUGGUACCGCCCGCCGGAGAUUUUGCUCGGUUCGACACGAUACACCAAGGGCGUAGAUAUGUGGUCGGUGGGCUGCAUUCUUGCGGAGUUGAUGCUGGGAAAGCCCAUCUUUCCCGGCCGCUCCACCACGAACCAGUUGGAGCUGAUCUGCAGCGUGACGGGCAUGCCCUCCGCGGCGGAUGUGGCGGCGACCAACUCGCAGUUUGCUCACGCGAUGCUUCGCGACAUCCACUGCGCGCAUCGACGCACGUUCGCUGAGCUGCUGCCGAGCGCUUCUGCCGAUGCGCUGGACCUGAUCGAGCGCUUUAUGCGUUUCAACCCGAACCGUCGUAUAUCUGCCGCCGAGGCCCUGGAGCACCCGUACGUCGCUGCCUUUCACCGUCCUGACGAGGAAGCGGUGGCACCGGAACCCAUCACCGUCUCUCUUCCCGACAGCCAGCGUUUGCCCUUGGCCAAGUACAGGGACGCCAUCUACGAGCAAAUUGCCGCACUGCGCCGUAGCUCCACGUCCGCCGAUCAACGGCAGCGCGCGGAGCGACAGACCGCCGGCAGCACCGCUAGCCGCAAGACGUCCGUCAGCAGCACCGCCGCACGGGCGGCUCCCCAGCGCAGUGCUGUGAAGCCCACCUCGACUAGUGCGGUCAGCGAAGCAUCAUCUUCGAAGGCGUACGCCCGUCCCGCCUUCCGCUCGGCAACGUCUGCCGCCUCUGGUCUGGAAAGUAGACCCGUCGCGCGUGAGGCAGCGGUGCGCAAGUGA